Messenger RNA from Rana temporaria (common frog), 6293 nucleotides. RefSeq names its product aggrecan (gene ACAN). Gene Ontology annotation, molecular function: hyaluronic acid binding; calcium ion binding. The record is from RefSeq and is a predicted model, not a curated record. The transcript is spliced from 19 exons. Gene Ontology annotation, biological process: cell adhesion. Bases 488 to 5875 code for a protein of 1795 amino acids. Lineage: Eukaryota; Metazoa; Chordata; Amphibia; Anura; Ranidae.
AGCCUCUACAAAGUCCCCUCUGGACUUCCACCUACCUUUGCAGGAGGGUCCAGCAUACUUAGUAAUCAGCAGGCAUUUCCAGGAGUUAUCCGGAAAAAAAAAAAAAUUGACAGGAGGAGUCUGAAAGUCAGAGGCUGCUAAACUUGGUCCGAUUGUGAAAAAAAAUUCUUUCCUUCACACUCACAAUACUUAUACUACAGCCUUGCUACUUCUCCUGCUGCUGCCUGCAAGGAGCCUGACACUCUACACCAUAUAAAAAGGGGAUUUUUGCAUUUUAAAGGUGGAAGGCUGGAAACAUCUGGAGGUCGGUGAAGAUAACAUCAUUAAGAAAACUCUCAUCAAAUUUAUUUUUUUCUCUCAUCUGUGAAACAAGAGGCCAACGAAGACAGUGAGAAAAAAAAUAAAAAAAUAAAAACCUAAAAGUUUUAUGCCAGGUGUAUGGGACAUAGAAUAUUCAAAUACUGCACUGAACUUUUAAAGGUAAACUAUGACCACUUUACUGCUAGUGUUCGUGUGUUUGCGUGUCAUCGCUGCAGCAAUAUCCGUGGAAUUUUCAGACCACGCUAACACACUGAGUGUGAGUAUUCCCGAAGAGGCUCCUCUAAAUGUUCUGCUUGGACACUCAGUCACCAUCCCCUGUUACUUCAUCAAUGCUGUGGAACAUUUGACCGUGGCCCCCUCAACAGCACCGUUAUCCCCUAGGAUCAAGUGGAGCAGACACAACAAAGGACACGAAACAGUCUUACUGGUGGCCACUAACAGCCAAAUCCGUGUCACUGAAGCCUACAAAGGACGUAUUUCUUUACCAAACUAUCCUCUCAUCCCUACUGAUGUCAGUCUGGAAAUUGUAAACCUGUUGUCCAGUGAUUCAGGAGUCUACCGCUGUGAAAUCAUGCAUGGGAUCGAAGACAGCCAAGAUACAGUCACACUCAAUGUAAAAGGGAUCGUUUUCCACUACAGAGCAAUCUCCACAAGAUACACUUUGGAUUUUGAAAAUGCCAAAAAAGCUUGUAUACAGAACAAUGCUGUCAUUGCUACCCCUGAACAACUCCAGUCAGCCUAUGAUGACGGCUAUCACCAAUGUGAUGCUGGUUGGCUUUCUGAUCAGACAGUAAGAUAUCCAAUUCAUAAUCCACGUGAACCCUGCUAUGGUGACAAAGAAAUGUUCCCCGGAGUUAGAACUUACGGUGUUCGAGAAACUGAUGAAACCUAUGAUGUAUAUUGCUAUGCUGAACAUAUGGAAGGUGAAGUGUUUUAUGCAACAUCUCCUGGAAAGUACACCUUCCACGAGGCAGAGAAGCAAUGCCAGAACCUCGGAGCUAGACUGGCUACUACAGGAGAGCUUUAUCUGGCUUGGCAGACUGGCAUGGAUGUGUGCAGUGCUGGUUGGCUGGCAGAUCGCAGUGUUAGAUAUCCAAUAUCCUAUAAACGUCCCAACUGUGGUGGAAACUUAGUUGGAGUCAGAACAGUCUAUCUCCACCCUAACCAGACUGGAUAUCCAGAUCCUCUGUCUCGUUAUGAUGCUAUUUGCUAUAAAGAUGAUGCUGAAAACAUUACUAUUCAAACUGUGACACAGCCUGGAUUGGAGCUCAUCUUCCAGAGAAAUGUUACAGAAGAGGAAGCCCGUGGCAGUAUUGCUACCUUGGAAGGUCUGGACUUUACCCUCACACCCUCCGAAGACAGCUUUACAGCUACACCAGUCUUUCCAGGAACGCCUUUAAGUCCAGACCUGGUGCCAACAGAAGCCCCGUUGGAAAACAUCACAGAUGAUGGCCUUCAGCUAUGGUUGGAAAAUGUCACAGCUGUUCCAUCUGUUGAAGCUACUGGCACAGUUGAGGGGGAAGUAGUGCCAGUUACUGCUGCUAUUGAUGCUGCCCAGCCAGGCAAACCCAUCUCUGAGACUGGUGUUGUGUUCCAUUACCGAGCUGGUUCCAGUCGAUACUCCCUGAACUUCAACCAAGCGAAGCAGGCGUGCCUGAACAACCAUGCUGCCAUCACAACCCCUGCUCAGCUGCAGGCCGCCUAUGAAGCUGGUUUCGAUCAGUGUGAUGCUGGAUGGAUAUCAGACCAAACUGUCAGAUACCCAAUUGUCCAGCCUCGAGAGAAUUGCAAUGGAGACAAGAAUGGUUUUCCUGGUGUCAGAAAUUAUGGAGUGGUGAAUCCAGAUGAGCAAUAUGAUGUUUACUGUUAUAUUGAUAAACUACGAGGACAGGUGUUCUUUGCAACCCAACCCGAUCACUUCACUUUCCAACAAGCACAAGAGUUUUGUGAAAGCAAAAAUGCCACCUUAGCUUCCACUGGGCAACUUUACUCCGCCUGGAAGUCAGGAUUCGACAAGUGCCGAGCAGGCUGGCUCUCCGAUGGAAGCGUUCGCUAUCCUAUUGUGACACCACGUAAAGUAUGUGGAGGUGACCAAUCUGGAGUGCGCACCGUCUAUUUGUAUGCCAACCAGACAGGAUUCCCCGAUCCACUGUCAAAAUACAACGCAUUUUGUUUCAGGCCUUCUCUAUUUGAAGAAGAAGAAGAAGUUCCAGGCACUCCAUCAAUUGAAGAAGAAAUCAUUGCAACUAAGUUAUAUCCUGUUGUGGAAGGGUUGCCUUCUGGAGAAGAGAUUACUGUAGAAACAGUGACUGCCACUGAAUUUGAGAAUGAAACCGAUUUCUGGCUGCUUAACGCCACCGCCCUCCCGACUGUUGAAUUAGAGAUAGUGAGGCCUUCAGCAAUUCCUCCUGUGGCUGCAGUUCCAGAGGAUGUCAGUGGAGAAGCAUCUGUCAGUGGGGCUAGUGGUAUUCCAUCUGGAGAAGUCUCUGGGGAGCCCAGUGGAGAAGUAUCCGGUGUUCCUGACAUUAGUGGGGAACCUUCAGCAAGUGGACUUGUAUCAGGAGAGGGAAGUGGAGAACCAUCAGGAAUAAGUGGAUUUUCAUCUGGAGACAUUAGCGCAAGUGGACUUCCAUCAGGAGAGGUUUCCGGUGAAAUACCAUCAGGUGAAAUUGAUACCAGUGGCUUACCUUCUGGGUUCCCAUCUGGAGAUGAACUUAUUUCUGGAUCUGCUUCUGGAUUUCCUGAUAUUAGUGGACUGACAUCCGCAGACAUGAGUGGACUUCCUUCUGGAGAUGUUAGUGGGGAGGCAUCUGGUGUUGAGUUAGUUAGUGGGUUACCAUCAGGGUUUGAAAGUGGUCUGUCUAGUGGAGAUUUCAGUGGACUGCAUAGUGGAGAUUUCAGUGGCCUGCCUAGUGGAGAUUUCAGUGGACUGCCUUCUGGUUUUCCAACAAUCUUACAUGUUGAUACUGUUUGGACAGAAGGUAUUACAAAAUCACCAGACACUGAAGCAGAAGGGAAAGGUACAACAGAAUUUAGCGCCUCAGGUGAUAUAUCUGGAUUACCAUCCACAGAUUUUAGUGGCCUAGCUUCAGGUCUGGAACUAAGUGGUGAGCCUUCUGGUUUAGAUUUUAGUGGCCGACCCUCUGGAUUUUUUGAAGUAAGUGGAGAAGUAUCAGGUAUUGAUAUGAGUGGCUUUUCAUCUGGUAUUCCAUUAGAAGAAUCAUCUGGGGAUAUUUCUGGCAUUAGUGGGCUACCAUCUGGAAUAAGUGGUGAAGAAUCUGGAGAUAUAUCUGGCGCAAAGGAAUUUAGUGGAGAUAUAUCUGGAAUAUUCAGCGGUGACCUGUCUGGAAUAAGUGGUUCAGGUUUAAUAGAUUUCAGUGGUGAAAUUGAUAUUAGUGGAGAAAUAUCAGGUGCAAGUGGUGAUAUCAGUGGGGUGAGCUCUGGCACAUUUGAUGAAAGUGGGGAGUCAUCUGGUGUCACUCUUAUAGAUGGCAUUUUAGUAGAAAGUACUAGACCUUCAGAAAAAGAAGAGGAGGGUAAGGGCUCUGUAGAAGAAAGUGGGCUGUUUUCAGGAGAUUUCUCAGGUGAAAUAUCUGGGAUUUCUGGUAUAAGUGGGGAAAUCUCAGGUGAUAUAGAUGCCAGUGGUCUUAUAUCUGGAGAACUCCCCAGUGGAGAACUAGACAUCAGUGGACUGACAAGUGGUAUUAUUGACAUAAGUGGAGAAGCAUCAGGAGCUGGAUUUAUAAGUGGCUUACCAUCUGGAAUUGAUGACAUAAGUGGAGAAGCAUCAGGAGCUGGAUUUAUAAGUGGCUUACCAUCUGGAAUUGAUGACAUAAGUGGAGAAGCAUCAGGAGCUGGAUUUAUAAGUGGCUUACCAUCUGGAAUUGAUGACAUAAGUGGACUCACAUCUGGUUUUCCCACGAUAUCUCAUAUAGACCUCACUUUAGUAGAGGUCCCAACCAUAGGACCUGACACUGAGGAGGCUGGCCAGGGGCCAUCAGGUGUAUUCGAGAUUAGUGGAUUUCCAUCAGGAGAAACAUCAACAGAAGCAUCCGGAAUUAUUGAUUUAAGUGGAUUUCCAUCAGGAGAAACAUCUACAGAAGCAUCCGGAAUUAUUGAUUUAAGUGGAUUUCCAUCUGGCACACAAGAAAGUGGAGAUGGUUCUGGUAUCCAUACUUCUGGGAUCCCUGAUAUUAAACUCAUUACAGAUGAUUUAAUUGAAGCAGUUACUGAACCAACUGUUUCACAAGAGUUAGCUGGAGUGACCAGUCCAUAUAUUAUUGACGCAUCUGCAUCUGGAGAUAUCAGUGGUGAGGGGCCUCUCACUAUUCCUGACAUCAGUGGAGAGCCAUCGGGAAUCCCUUUAACAAGUGGUGAACCGGAAAGUUUUGUUGAGGGUAGUACAGAAGCCAGCACUGAUAUAUCAGGGCAUCAAACAUCCUCUGCUAAUGAUGUGUCAGGUGAAACAUCUGUACCUGACAUAGUUAUUAGCACAUCGCAGCCAGAAUCUGAGAUAAGCCUUGACCAAAAGGAACCAGAGGAAGCCAAAAAGGAUACAGAACUAUCUGCCUCUGCUUCAGGAGAUAUUACAGAAGAUGUACCACUUGAAGUUGUAACACCAGCGCCAUUAUUAGAAGCUAAACCACAGGCCAUUCCUGAUGUAACUGAAGUUGAAGGCAUUGUUGGAACUUGCGCUGACAUCAAUUGUGGGGCUGGAGCGUGUGUGGAAAGAGAUGGAAGAGUGCACUGUCAGUGCCUACCAGGAUAUGGAGGAGACAACUGUGAAAUAGACAUUGAUGAAUGCCUUCCAAGCCCUUGUGUGAAUGGAGCUACCUGCGUUGAUGGCAUCGACUCAUUCAAAUGCUUAUGCCUUCCCAGCUACGGAGGGGACCUAUGUCAGAUCGAUAUUGAAGUAUGUGAUGAAGGCUGGACCAAAUUCCAAGGACAUUGCUACCAACACUUCUCAAACAGAGAAACCUGGGUAGAUGCAGAGAACACAUGUAGAAGCCAUCAGUCACAUUUAUCUAGCAUCCUGUCAUCUGAAGAGCAAGAGUUCGUAAAUGGAAAUGCACAAGACUAUCAAUGGAUCGGGUUAAAUGAUAAAACCGUUGAGAAUGACUUCCGCUGGUCCGACGGCAAUCCUUUGCAAUAUGAAAACUGGAGGCCAAACCAACCAGAUAACUUCUUUGCCACAGGAGAAGACUGUGUGGUGAUGAUUUGGCAUGAGAAGGGAGAGUGGAAUGAUGUGCCCUGCAAUUACCAUCUGCCAUUUACUUGCAAGAAAGGAACAGUGGCUUGCGGAGAUCCUCCAGUGGUAGAGAAUGCAUACACCCUAGGAAGAACGAAAGAACGGUAUGAAAUCACCUCCUUAGUCCGGUAUCAGUGUAACCAAGGAUUUUUACAGCGUCAUGUUCCUAUAAUCCGAUGCCUAUCAAGUGGGCAAUGGGAAGAGCCAAGGAUACAGUGCAUAAAUCCUUCCACAUACAGACACAGGAGAAGCCCAAGAAGGCGACCGAAAUCCGCUGACAAAGAUACACAAAAAAAGGCCCAUUAAAAGGAAUCUGAAAAAAAAAAUAUUGUAAAGAACAUUUAUAUUAACAAUGUCAAUUUGUUUUUGUUUUGUCAUGUAAGGAGUUUAUAUUGAAGAAAAAGCCAAGUUGUAUAUAAAAAAAAAGCACCAAAGCAAAUUAGAUUUAAGCAUUUUACUAACGGUCAAUGAAGUGCCUUUGUCAGGGACCCUGUUGUGCCUUUCAUAAUGGAGGGUGGAAAAGAGCUGAUUGGAUACACAAUGGCUAUAUGAAGCCACAAAGACUAUUUUUUCCAAUGUUUUAAAUAUAAUGUGACAAUAAUGUGAUAUUUUUAUUAUUUAAACUCCAGGCUGGCCGAAUUUAAUGAAGUAAUAUAAAUAUAUUAAACGUUACAAAUACAUUGCACAUCAAGGACCUUGAAUAAAAGAGAAAAAAAAUAAAAAA